Mercurialis annua (annual mercury) is the source of this 1702-nucleotide messenger RNA. Its product is annotated as UNC93-like protein 1. Bases 217 to 1623 code for a protein of 468 amino acids. The record is from RefSeq and is a predicted model, not a curated record. The transcript has 2 exons. NCBI's taxonomy places the organism in Eukaryota, Viridiplantae, Streptophyta, Magnoliopsida, Malpighiales, Euphorbiaceae.
AUAUACUAAUGAAUCACGGCCUGCAGAUUCUAUUCUAAUUUCUAACAUCACCAUCAUCUCACUCCGUGGUCUACUAGUUUGUUACAACUAAUCUUUAGAUUUGUCCUUAAAUUCCUCAAAAUCCUAAUCAUAAUCUUAAAACCCCUCAUCUUCGCAAAUCUCAAUCUUUUUCUUCUCCUCCGAACCCAAAAAUCUCUCAUAAAACAUCUGAAUUACAUGGGUUUCGACGGCAAUGAAGAAUCCGCCACUAAAUUACCCAACAAAUCACUUUUCCGAUACAAUUCGCCGCUAAUUCAAGUCACUCUAAUCGGGUUCGUAUGUUUCUGCUGUCCCGGAAUGUUCAACGCCCUCUCCGGCAUGGGUGGCGGUGGCCAGAUUGACGCAACCGCCGCCAACAACGCCAACACCGCACUAUACACAACUUUCGCCGUCUUUGGCAUCCUUGGUGGCGGAAUAUACAACAUUUUAGGUCCCCGCUUAACCCUCGCCGCUGGUUGCAGCACUUACGUAUUAUACGCCGGUUCUUUCCUUUACUACAACCAUUUCCAAAAACAAACGUUCGCCAUCAUCGCCGGUGGAAUCCUCGGCGUCGGCGCUGGCCUACUCUGGGCUGGAGAGGGUGCAAUCAUGACGUCGUACCCACCGCCGGAUCGGAAAGGCACGUACAUUUCACUCUUCUGGAGUAUCUUCAACAUGGGCGGUGUAAUCGGCGGUUUAAUUCCGUUUUUUCUGAAUUACCACAGAACCGAAGCGGCGUCUGUAAACGACGCGACUUAUAUCGGAUUCAUGUGCUUUAUGGCCGCCGGAACACUCCUCUCUCUAGCCAUUCUUCCGGCGAGUAAAGUCAUCCGAGACGACGGAACAAACUGCACGAACAUCAAAUACUCCAAAGUCUCAACGGAGGUAGUUGAGAUUAUAAAACUGUUUCUAAAUUGGAAAAUGCUGUUAAUAGUUCCGGCAGCUUGGGCAAGUAAUUUUUUCUACAGUUACCAGUUUAACAACGUUAACGGCGCGCUGUUUAAUUUACGGACAAGGGGGUUGAACAAUGUGUUUUACUGGGGAGCACAGAUGUUGGGUUCGGUCGGAAUUGGUUGGGUUUUGGAUUUUAGUUUCGAGAGUAGGAGAAAACGAGGGUUUUUUGGGAUUGCAAUUGUGGCGGUUGUUGGGAGUGUUAUUUGGGGCGGCGGACUGGCGAAUCAGCUGGGAUAUUCUCAUGAUACUCUGCCGGCGAAGCUGGAUUUUAAGGAUUCGGGUUCGGAGUUUGCUGGUCCGUUUGUGUUGUACUUUAGUUAUGGGUUGUUGGAUGCUAUGUUUCAGAGUAUGGUUUAUUGGAUUAUUGGAUCUUUGGCUGAUGACUCUGAGAUUCUUAGCAGGUAUGUCGGAUUCUACAAAGGUGUACAGAGUGCAGGAGCAGCUGUAGCUUGGCAAAUUGAUACACACAAAGUUCCAUUGCUUACCCAAUUGAUUAUAAAUUGGUCACUCACUACAAUUAGUUAUCCAUUGUUGAUUGUUUUAGUUAUGGUGGCAGUUAAGGAUAAUCAUAAGAAUGAAGAUAGAAUUGCUGCUGCUGAUUUUGAUAAAAAUGCAGUAGCAGCUGAAUAUACAACAAAUUCAGUUCUAUAAUCUAGCUCCUUUUUUGUUGUUUUUUUUUAUUGUAAUUUCGAAAAUGGUAAUCAAAAUUUCAUGUCUUGUGAAUGUGAAA